Vicia villosa (hairy vetch) is the source of this 1495-nucleotide messenger RNA. RefSeq lists its product as uncharacterized. Gene Ontology annotation, molecular function: DNA-binding transcription factor activity. The coding region runs from base 1 to 1278 and encodes 425 amino acids. The transcript is spliced from 5 exons. NCBI's taxonomy places the organism in Eukaryota, Viridiplantae, Streptophyta, Magnoliopsida, Fabales, Fabaceae. The record is from RefSeq and is a predicted model, not a curated record.
AUGAAUAUGAAUAUGUGUAGCAAUAGUGGCGGUACUAAUGCAUGUGGAUGCUGUGGUGGUGGCGCUGGUGGCGGAGGUAAUGGCAACGGCGGUAAUAAUGGUGUUUCGAUAUGGAACUCCGGUGGUAUGAGGAAACAGCAACAGCAAAAGCGUCCGAGGAUUCCGAAAAGAGGUCCCGGCGUUGCUGAGCUUGAGAAGAUCUUAAAGGAACAAGAAACUGGUGAUGUAACAACAACUCAGAGAGGGAAUAAUGAAGGGUUUUCGAUAUCGUCGUCGUGUUUUAUUCCACAUCCGACGCAAUUGACGCAACCGACGCAAUCGCAGCCAACGUUACGGCCGAAUUCCGAUAAUAUGCAUUCUCUUAUACCGUCGUCGCAGAAAUUCGAUCUAACAGUGUCACCAGCAGCUAGAUCUAUGUAUGCUAACAGUAAUGUGCAUCCAUUGGGAUGGAACAAUGGAGUUGGAUCUAUGGAACAUGAACUGUUUCGUCGUCGGAAUCUUAAUUCUACGUCGAAUCUUAAUGAAGUUGCUGACGGAAGCCCGUCUGAAUCUGAAGACUCUUCGUCUAGUGAAUCUAAUCAUGCUAAUUGUUCUUAUCCUGCAAUGGUAUCAAGGAGGAACAAUGUUGAUCCAUCACCUAAGAUGAAUGAAAUUCAUGGAAAUGGUGGCAAUCAGAAUGGAGUACUGUCAAUUGGAUUGCCCAAUUAUUCUGUGGAGUCCCCUUCAGUCCAAAAUUCACAUUACAACUACUCAUCUAGGUCAAAUGAUGAACAAAUGAUGGCUGGCCGCUUAAAGCGAUCUUAUUCUUCAUCUUUGGAUAAUUCUCUGAUUCCGCCUUCAAAUUUUCAAGUUCUUCCGAGUUUCUCACGCCACAAUAGACCCCAACCGUCAUCAUCAAACGGGAUUAGUAGUUACAAUCCCACCAAUGAGUGUUACCGAGAUGCAAAAUGGGGUAGCACUUUGGAGCUCAGUAAUAAGAUUUUCAACUCUGAAAAUGUUGGCUCUAGUCAUACAAAUUUCCCCCCAUUUGUUCUUCCUGAAGUUCCUCCACCUCGACCUUCGAUGCACUUGUUUCAAAGUAAUCAUUCCAAAGUAAACAAGUUUCCUUGCCAAGUCAUUGAAGAUAAAGUAGAGAAUUCAAAUGAAGAAGAUCAUAAACCUUUCUUUAACUUCUUAGAAGUGAAGAACCAAGAAGAUGUGACAGAUAUAACAAAUGGAUCAAAUAAUGGAGGACUUGAAGAAGGAAGAGGUGGCAUUGAUCUUACAUUGAAGCUCUAAGUUUGGAAAUUUUAUAGAGUAUACUUUGGUGCUUGUGAUUGGAUGAAGGAAGAGCUUUCAUAAUAAUUUCUCCUGGAAUCAUGAAAAUCAUGAAAAUCAAGAUGCCAGUUUGUGUGUAUUUUUAUUUAAUUUAAUUUCAUUAUUGAAUAUUAUGCUUGAGUUGGCCAAACUUGUGAUCAAAAUGGGGGCACUAAUUUGAGAGGUGAACCCUGGUUGA